This is a messenger RNA of Dendronephthya gigantea, 2393 nucleotides long. Its product is annotated as alpha-1A adrenergic receptor-like. Gene Ontology annotation, molecular function: G protein-coupled receptor activity. Bases 660 to 1622 code for a protein of 320 amino acids. Gene Ontology annotation, biological process: G protein-coupled receptor signaling pathway. The transcript has 2 exons. Gene Ontology annotation, cellular component: membrane. Lineage: Eukaryota; Metazoa; Cnidaria; Anthozoa; Malacalcyonacea; Nephtheidae. The record is from RefSeq and is a predicted model, not a curated record.
CUCGCAGACGCUAUAUACUCCUGUUUUUAGCGUCAAUUAGUACAUGCAUGUUACAGUCACGAAUAUGACAAAUGGCAUCAUAAUUUGAUUCGAUUCCUUUCAUUUGUGAGAUAAUUUUUCAGCUGUGAAUUGAACUGAGGAGCAAGCCGCAGUCGAGUUCAAGAAGCAGUUAUCGAAGAGACUGUACAUAUAUGCUAAAAUCAGCGACAAAUGUUACAUUGUUAUUUACAUAGGCCUAGUACGCGUAAGCUGAUUCUAUAAGUCGAAGCUAAUUUGACUUUUUUCUCGACCAAUAUUUGCUUUCAAUUCUGAAUUAUGGAGUAAGGAAGGCGACUACAAACAUCAGCGAAAUUACAAAAUAUACACCGACAAUGAUACGAGCUACCGACGAAGAAUUGAACCAGAUGUGAUUGUCAAGAAUAUGUAUUGUCUCUAAGCUGAUUGUAUAUGCCUUCUAACAUUUUAAACUACUGUGCGUCGUAUGUUAAAAUUGAAAGGAGAUUUGCGAGGUUAACACAGUGUCAACAAUUUGACGAAUGCUACAAGCUAGAAGGAUUUCCAAAGGAGCUGUAGACUUUUGGGUAUAACCAAACUCUUUAUUUCGCUUUGUCUCGUUUUGUCCGUCUCAGGCUCAGUCAGUAUUUUGAAUAGAGAACAUAAUGAGUGACAGUUUCAAUCAUUCCAAUGAUCCAGUGUUGAUUCGUUGCAAUGGUUCCUUUUUGACAUUUUAUUUGGAUGCCCCAGCGAAUGGCUUCCACUAUUACUCAAACAUUCUCUACAUUAUUGUAAACCUCAUACUGUCAACAACUGGAAUCUGUUUCAAUGUCUUGGUUUGGAUGGUGUACUGGCGAAACAAAUCCGUACGAACUUCCUCAAACAUGCUUCUCGUUGUUCUGGCGCUUACUGAUUUCAUGACGAACACUGUCGUACAACCGUUUGGUAUUGCAAGAAUGGUGAACGAGAUUCGUGGUGCACACAGUUGCUUUGUUUUGAUUGCGGCCAGACUGUCGUCGUAUAUUUGCUGUGGGUUAUCCCUUUUGACUGUUGCAAUCAUAUGCAUCGAGCGCUUCAUAACACUGGCCUAUCCUUACCGUUACCAAAAUAUCUUACCACCGUGGAGACUGAAAUUAAUCGUCGCUGUAACCUGGAUUUCGGUGCUAAUAUUUGUGCCGUUACACCUUGGUCCGGUCUCGUACACCGUUCUUUCAUCAGUUGGAAAUACGCUGAUAGUUUUGUCCAUUUUGACAGUAUGUCUUACUUGGCUUUGGGUGAACCGACUCGUGAAACGCCAUAAUAUUGCCAUAGCCUCCACACAAACUCCUGGAAGCGAAAAGCAGAACCAUUCAAAGCGCCAAGAAGCAAGCUUUCGCGCAACGAGGACAAGCUACCUCAUCUGUGGAGCGGUAUUGGUGUUCUAUUUCCCAACUCUCGUAAUGCUUGCAUACAACGCAACACAGGACUACAAUUUUGUAGCAUUGUUCCUUGUAGCUCCUUGGGUAGAGACGGUGAUGUUCUCGAACUCUUUGCUCAAUCCAAGUCUUCUAUUUUGGCGGAAAAGUUCUUUUAGGACAACAGUUAAUGAAAUUUUGACGAGACCACCGUUGCACUUGGGAAAAGUUUAGUUUAAUUGUCAUCAACAAAUUGGUUCCCUGAGGAGAGAGGCAGGGAUUUUGGAGCAAGGGGAAAAUAUCGAGACUCCUUACGCUACGUGCGUUUUCAGUAUAGCAUGCCUUAAAUAUUACAUAUGAAUUUUAUUUCUCAAACUUUUUGUUUUGAAUGUCUGCCGCUUUUAGACAGCUAGGACACAUGUGCAUUUGAAAUCAAUAUGCACUUUUACGUAUAUGCUUUACCCUUAAAACGUUAUUGUCACCUAAAUUUCUCUAUUUUACUUAGCUAUAUAUACACAUAAAAAAUUGGAUUAGUUUGGCGACCCACAUCUAUACGUAUAAUGUAUAUAUAGAUCCUUUUGUAAAAUUAGGGAGUAAGAUAUAGUAGCUACGACUACAAAUUCAAUAUUGCGACAUAUACAGUUAUAUAUUAUAUCAUUUCAACAGUCCUUUUGUGCCCUUUGAAGUUUUCCUAAAGUUUAUAGCGAAAAUUUCAAAGGCUCAUACAGAAUAUUAACAAUGAAAGUUUAGUAUACGAUUUGCUCAUCGGUUCUGCCCAUAACAACGUGAGGGCCCUUAAUGUUAAAAUCGCCCAAAUUUCUCAUGUUUCCAAUUUCUUAUGAGCAAGAACUCCAGUUCAUAUAUUCAUUUAUAGAAGCGUAGCGAACCUAAAUAGCGUUAGAUAUUCAGACAGCACAUCGAAUUUUAUAAAGUAGCCAUACAGGUUCAAAAUGAUAGAAUAAAGAACCAAUAAAGAUAAAAUGAUACAAUAAAGAAACCGUUCUU